GCCUACCGCAAGCUCGCCCUCCGGUACCACCCCGACAAGCAGUCGUCGACGCAGGACGGCGCACCGCCCGACCCGACCCGGUUCCAGGAGAUCCAGCACGCGUGGGAGGUCCUCAGCGACCCGGAUCAGCGCGCCGAUUACGACGAGUUUGGCGAAAAGGGCCCGAGAGGCGGCGGCGGUGGGGCGGGCGGCAUGAGCGACGAGGACAUGUUCCAGGACUUCUUCGCCGAGAUGUUCGGCGGCGGCGGCGGCGGCCGCCCGCGCCAGCGGCGCAAGACGCAGACGGCCCCGUCCGAGGUCGAGCUCCCCGUCACGCUCGAGGAGCUGUACACCGGGUGCGCCAAGACGCUCGCCGUCGAGCGCACACGCACGUGCGGCACGUGCACGGGCUCGGGCGCGCGGCCGGGCAAGCAGGCCAAGCCGUGCGUCAAGUGCAGCGGGCAAGGGCAGACGUACGCCAUGAAGCAGAUGGGCCCGUACAUCCAGCGCGUGCCCGUGCGGUGCUCGCUGUGCGAGGGGCGAGGGCUCAAGGUCCGAGACCAGGACGCGUGCAAGAAGUGCAAGGGUGCUCGCACGGUCAAGGACAAGAAGCGCGUCGACUUCCACCUCGAGCGCGGCCUGCACUUUGGCGAGAAGAUCAUCAUAGCCGGCGAGGGAGACGAGUCGCCCGAUUCCUCUGCACCUGGCGACCUGCACAUCACGGUCCGCCCUCUGCCGCACCCGACCUUCACCCUGUGUCCGCCAACGCGGCCCGACCGCCCCGCCGACCUGUCGACGACCCUGUCCCUCACCCUCUCCGAGUCGCUCCUCGGCUUCUCGCGCCUCAUCCUCGUCCACCUCGACGGGCGCGGCUUGCGCGUCUCGCAGCCCGCGCCGGGCGAGCGCGGCUGGCGCGUCCUCAAGUCGGGCGACGAGGUCGUCGUGCCGGGUGAGGGCAUGUGGCGCCGCGGUGCGCGGGGCGACCUGCUCCUGCGCGUCGAGGUGGCCAUGCCG
Messenger RNA from Rhodotorula graminis WP1, 993 nucleotides. RefSeq lists its product as uncharacterized. Gene Ontology annotation, biological process: protein refolding. Lineage: Eukaryota; Fungi; Basidiomycota; Microbotryomycetes; Sporidiobolales; Sporidiobolaceae. Gene Ontology annotation, cellular component: cytoplasm. Gene Ontology annotation, molecular function: Hsp70 protein binding. The record is from RefSeq and is a predicted model, not a curated record. The transcript has 4 exons. The annotation marks the transcript as partial.